This is a messenger RNA of Seminavis robusta, 3111 nucleotides long. NCBI's taxonomy places the organism in Eukaryota, Bacillariophyta, Bacillariophyceae, Naviculales, Naviculaceae. The record is from the annotation of a GenBank genome assembly.
AUGAUGAGUCUCACGAGAUCAUGGUUACUCGCCUUUUUGGGGCUGGUUGUAUUGUUUUCGAUAGAGAGCGCCAAAGGACAGGCCAGCAAUCUGACCGUGUUGAAUCUUCCGAUGGUGCAAGGCGACAGGAAUAAUGUGACUCAUCAUGUGCCAUCCACUACAACGACAAGCGAUGAUGAUGCCAUGACCUUUGAGAGUUGGGGCCCUUGUGCUCGCGCCUCGUUUGACUAUAUAGAUCUGACUCCACAAGACGUAGUCGAACCCUGUAUUCUCUACGAUACCAUGCCUCCCAAUCGGACCGACUCCAAUUCCUCCUUUCUGGUGACACUGGUACAGGUCACUCCAGCCGCAUCUUCCUGUUACAGCAUGCGCGAUGGUGCCCUGGUGAGUGUGGAACUUCUCAAUGCCGAGAAUGACGGCCGAGGCGUCGCCAUUGGCUUCCAUCGCAACUUUUACAUUCAGUUUCGACUGGUCUCUGUCAUUGCCGGCAAUGGAGAUUACAAUGGCACCGACUACUACUUUGCCCGUCAUGCACACGUCUUGAGUACAGCAAUCACGGCACUCCGGCCACAAUACAUUAUUGGAACCUGUUCCUUCUUUUCCCAGCCCGAAGCACAAGUUGCACUUCAGCACCAAACCAUGCUCUUGGCACAAGUGGGACCACCCAGUUACUAUCAAACGGGAAAUCCCUACAUUUUUGGAUUCCAUCUCAACAGCGACAAUUAUCCACUGCCGGCCGUACGAGCCUUGGGAUUUUCCGCCGCCUCGAAGGAUCAACCCGUACGAGUCCUCUAUCGGACCGUCGCCGAAUUUUUUUACUCGACUUGCCGCUCCGCUAUCGAUGCACUGAAAGAACUGGGAUUUACCAAUGUCAUGCAAGUUGAAUACGUUCCCGAUGACGAUCAUAAUGGAGAUGGGAUUCAGAACCAAUUCGAUCCCGCGUUUCUUCAUGCACUAGCCGAUCAGACGUGUCCUCCCAACAAUACGCAACAUCCCGCCAUUUUUGCCUGUUUCCGAUCGGAACAAGACAUUGUACUACCGCGAUGGCUCCAGAAUGGAUGUCGACCGUCAUCCAUAUGGCUCACACCAGCCACGUGGGGGUGGGCGACCGCCAAUCCCGAUAAGAUUCCCUACAUGCAAGGAGGAGGACAAUGGCAUGAAGCCUUUACGUACAGUGAUGCAUACUAUGCGUCCGGACAAGACUUGUUGGUUCAAAGUGAACAACGGUUUGGGUAUUUUGGCACGUACGAUUUUGUCGUGAGCUAUUCCAUCCCCAUGUUGUUUGUGGAACACUUGAAGAACACCUACCGGGUGACGGAUCAUCCGGAUCCGGAAACCGACUUUCAAACCAAUUACGAAAUGCUCCGACGGAGCAUGGUCAUUUUGGAUGGCACAACACUCUUUGGACCCGUCUCAUUUGAUGACAAUCAACGAAAUAUUGGAAGAGCACCCGCGGGAACACAAUGGUUGACCAAUAGCACUAAUCUGCACAAUAAGGGGUCUGCUCUCAUGAAUCAUGAAAACGACAAUAAUAAGUCGACACGGCAAGACAUUGUGUCGGUCUACAACAAUUAUCUGGUAUCGCCCGAUUUUAUGGCUCAAGCCGAAAUCGAGUUUCCCGCGCCCAGCGGCAUGGACUGCCCCCCAGGACAGUUCUUUAACGAAUCCUUGGCCAUGAAUAGCUCCAGUCUGCUCACCGAAAAAUGUUCGCAAUGCCCAACGGAUACCGUCACAUACGAAUACAAUCAAUUCAUGAAGUGCCUGCCAUGUCCCACGGGAAGUACGACGCAGGGACGAAGUGGAGAGACCGCAUGUUACUAUGAAGAUGAACACUUGAUCCCCGAUGGGGUACGAAUCUUUGGGUAUUUCAUGGUUUCCGUCACAUGGGCUCUGGCGAUAUUCUUCUUGUCAUGGCUGAUUCGAUGGAGGCAGGACCCAGUGAUGCAGAUUGCACAAGUCUCCUUCAUGUCGUUGAUUUGUGUGGGAGCUACCAUUUCGUCGUCGACGAUCAUUGCGCUGAGUUGGCAAGCCGGGGUCGGCGAGGACACGAGCGCUGCGACCACGGCAUGCCGCGUGGCACCCUUUCUCUAUUGCACCGGUUGGGUAUUGCAGUAUGGCUCUCUGACGGCCAAAACGAAUCGACUGUACAAGAUUACGAGGAGAAACAGCUACGAGCGAAGGACCAUCACAUCAUUGGAAUCGGCAUGGAUCAUUGCGCUCAUCCUGGCGUUGGAUCUGGCCGUGGUGGUGACAUGGACUCUGGUACAUCCCCUCGAGUAUAGACGGGAAACCACGAGUGUGGCAAUUGGCGAAGAACAGGGCCACGUCGUAACAAUUAGCAGCUACGGGAGGUGCGCCCCCGCCGACGGUUCCAGUAUUUGGGCCUUUGCAGGACCGAUUGUUGGGAUCCAUGUCAUCCUGAUGAUUGUCACCAACUUGCUUUUGUACCAGAUUUCGGAUUUGGAAGACCGCUACCAGGAACAGAAAUAUGUUGCACUGGCGUCCAUGUAUGUCUUUCAGGUGCUGGUCAUAGGUUUGCCGGUCUUGUUCUCGGUCGGAGACAGCACUGCUGCCAUUUUCUUGGUCCUUUCAGGUGUGAUCGCUCUUAACGACGUUGGCAUCCUGUCAUUUCUAUUUAUACCGAAAAUACACUUUCGAUCCAAAGGUCUUGCAGAAGGAAUUGGCAUUGGUGAAUCCCUUCGAAGAAGCACUAACCGAAAGGUACAAAUGCGCGAGCUGUCACGACAAAGCGGGCUCGACUCAAACUCUUCCCACCAUUCUUCAAGAUCUUGCUAUUCUGCUGCUUCGUCCAGAAAGCAGCAGGCGUUGCAUCUGGGGUCAACCGCGGCAGAAUCCACUACUGAUCAUCCAGUCGGAGACCGCAAAAAACCGAACCUGGAUAGCGCAAAUUUCAACGAGUUGAAGUAUGCAAUACUCGAGGAACGAUGCCACUUGUUAGAGCAACAGAACAGAGAAUUGGCGGACGAAAUCCGACACUUGAGGGGUUCCGACCUCCCAGCAGAGGAGGCGGCACCAGUGAAUGUUGAUCAAACUGAAGUGAGCGACAUGAGUAUAGGUUCCUUCGGUGAUGAGUCGUCAGGCAGUAGUUGA